Molecule: messenger RNA, 747 nt
Organism: Triticum turgidum subsp. durum (durum wheat)
Lineage: Eukaryota; Viridiplantae; Streptophyta; Magnoliopsida; Poales; Poaceae
Source: the annotation of a GenBank genome assembly
AUGGCGGCGGUGAAGGCGGCGGUUUGCAUCGCCGCGGUGACGGUGGUUUCACUGGUCCACGUUGUGGCCGCCACCGAUUACAUCGUCGGCAGCCCAACCGGCGGCUGGCAGGGAAAGACGGACUACAAGUCCUGGGCUUCGGCCAAAACCUUUCUUCCCGGAGACACCCUGAUUCCUGCUAACGUUCUUCUGCGACAAAACUGUGCAGCAUUCAAGUACAACACGAACCACAACGUCCUUGAAGUGACCGCCGGCGACUACGAAGCCUGCUCGACGGCCAACCCCGUCAUCAUCGACAACAGCGGCACCACCACCAUCACGCUCACGGCGCCGGGGAAGCGCUACUUCAUCUGUGGCGGGCCGGGCCACUGCCAGAACGGAAUGAAGCUGGAGGUGGAGGUCGCCGACCGCCCUGCGCCCACGGCACCCAGCUCGCCGCCCCAGCUGCCACCGGCACCUACGCCGCCGUCACCGGUUCCGAGGACAGGGUCACCGGCUCCGGCACCCGCGGCUGAGCCGCCGAGGCAUGCAGGGCACAAGAGGCACAAGAAGAGGCACUCCCCGCCUCCAGCUGCGCCCACGGUGGACCCUGCGGAAGCGUACUUCCCGCUCGCGACGGUGGCGCCGAUGUCCUCGCCAGCUGCCUCUCUGCCGAUGUCGUCGGACUCUGCUGCCGCGUUGCAUGCACAGUGGGGCUGUGCCGCACUGGGGCUCGUAGCUCUCUGGUUGGCCGUUCUGGCUCUUUGA